UUGUACAUCAUUAGACCAAAAUCGUUGUUGGAAUCUCUGGAUGAUGGCUUCUCAACGCGGAAAACGGAAACUCGAAGUACCACAUGCCCCUCCAAGGAAGCCUCAAAUUCUACUCGCUGCUUGCGGAUGUUUGGCUGCUGAGCAAUUUGCACUCCUUUGCAAUUAUUUCUUAGAGUGGGCAGAAGUUAGAACAGUUGUAACAAAAGCUGCUCAGAAAUUUGUUAAAGUUUCUGAUAUUCCCCAUACUGUGCCUAUAUAUACGGAUGAAUAUGAAUCGUUUAUUUGGAAAAAAUUGGGUGAUCCAGUUGUUCACAUUGAACUUGCUAACUGGGCUGAAAUCUUGGUCAUUGCCCCCUUAUCAGCAAAUACUCUUUCAAAGAUUGUUGCUGGGUUUAGUGACAAUUUACUGACAUGUAUUGUAAGAGCUUGGGACUACAGCAAGCCAGUGUUUGUUGCAACAUCCAUGAACACUUUAAUGUGGAAAAACCCUUUUUCAGAAAGGCAUUGCAUCGCCAUUGAAGACCUUGGCAUUAAUUUAGUCCCCCCGCCUUCCGGGAAUAACCCAGAGAUGGCUGAUCCCGCGGUGAUUUACUCCACUGUGAGGCUCUCCUAUGAUUCAAAUAUGAAGAAGGGACAGGGUGCGGUUUAG
Messenger RNA from Arachis stenosperma, 649 nucleotides. Its product is annotated as phosphopantothenoylcysteine decarboxylase-like. Gene Ontology annotation, biological process: coenzyme A biosynthetic process. Lineage: Eukaryota; Viridiplantae; Streptophyta; Magnoliopsida; Fabales; Fabaceae. Bases 41 to 649 code for a protein of 202 amino acids. Gene Ontology annotation, molecular function: FMN binding; phosphopantothenoylcysteine decarboxylase activity. The transcript has 2 exons. Gene Ontology annotation, cellular component: phosphopantothenoylcysteine decarboxylase complex. The record is from RefSeq and is a predicted model, not a curated record.